Molecule: messenger RNA, 882 nt
Organism: Ricinus communis (castor bean)
Lineage: Eukaryota; Viridiplantae; Streptophyta; Magnoliopsida; Malpighiales; Euphorbiaceae
Product: aspartyl protease family protein 2-like
Exons: 2
Coding region: 1-882 (293 amino acids)
Cellular component (GO): extracellular region
Source: RefSeq, a predicted model, not a curated record
AUGGGUUUGAAUACAUCCCCAGUUUCUCUGUUGCAACAACUGAGUCAUAUAACACAGCACCGUUUCUCUUACUGCUUAAACCCAUAUCAACAUGGUUCAGAACCACCACCUAGUAGCCUUCUAAGGUUUGGCAACGACAUUCGGAAAGGGCGCAGAAGAUUCCAAUCGACUCCUCUAAUGUCUUCACCAGACAGGCCUAAUUACUUUCUGAAUUUACUAGAUAUGACUGUUGCAGGGCAACGACUGCAUCUCCCACCAGGAACUUUUGCAUUGAGACAAGAUGGAACUGGUGGUACCAUUAUAGAUUCAGGAACAGGACUUACAUUUAUUACUCAGACUGCUUACCCCCGUCUGAUCAGUGCAUUCCAGAAUUAUUUUGAUCACCGUGGGUUUCAACGAGUUCAUAUUCCCGAAUUUGACCUUUGCUACAGCUUCAGAGGAAACCACACUUUCCAUGACCAUGCCUCGAUGACAUUCCAUUUUGAAAGAGCUGAUUUCACUGUGCAAGCUGAUUAUGUGUACCUGCCUAUGGAGGAUGAUAAUGCUUUCUGCGUAGCAUUGCAACCAACACCACCACAACAACGAACAGUAAUAGGAGCAAUAAAUCAAGGAAAUACUCGGUUCAUUUAUGAUGCAGCUGCCCAUCAACUUCUCUUCAUUGCAGAGAAUUGCAGGAAUGAUGCAAUAAGCACAAUACCUGUUCAAGAUCCAUCAAAACCACUAGACCAUAGCAACAAUGUUCAACAGUCAAAGACUGUUAGUAAGGACCAACAGUCUUUAACUGUUAGAUACGGCCUCAUAACUCUUGAUCAUUACAGGCCUAUUAGGAAAAAGGAGCAACACUCUUUUCUAAGGGAAAAGGCUACUUCUACUUUCCCCUAA